CUGCUUGCGAGCAAGUCCCCACCCCUGCCGCUGGAGGUGCGCCUGGACGCCGGCGGCGGCAAGGGAAAGGGCAUAUUUGUCACCAGUGAUAUCAAAGAAGGGGACCUCGUUUUUGCCGAGCGAGCACUGGCCGGCGUUCAGCAUGCGGAGAACAAAGCGGACGUCCCGGCCUGCCCCCACUGUUUCAGAGCCAUAGUGACGCCUGAGAAAUGCGUGGCAGAUUUGCUCUGCACGGCCAUCGGACGCAUCAGCCGCGCGACAGGCGAGCGGGACGCCCGCGGCGGCGGCGGCGGUGACAGCGGCAGCGACGAUGACGAGGACGACGAGGCCGUGGACCCGUUGGAAGCUGCCCAGAAGGCGCAGCUGAUCGAGGCGGCUGUUGACUCCAAAACCCUGGAGGGACUCAUCAAUGGCACCCACCAGCUGCCACGCAGUGAGCUGGUCCGCACCCCUCAGGCGGUCCCCUGCAUGGGCGGCUGCGAGGAGCGGUACUGCAGUACAGCCUGCGCCCAGGCCGCCUGGCAGCAGUACCACUGCCUCCUCUGCCCAAUUGGUGACGUCAGCGGCGGUGGCGGCGGUGGCGAGACCGACGCGAAGGGGAAGGGCAAGGCGAGGGUGCAGGCAGCGGGGGCUGCCAGCCGCAGAGCCGCAGGCGGCUCCGCCCGCAGCUCAUCCCGCGGCGGCGGCGCCGGCGGCAGCGGCGGCCGGCGGGGCGGCGGGGCCGCGGCAGAGGUGGUGGUGUGUGGCGUGCGGCUGCGGCGGGCGCGGCUGGCGGCGUUUCUGGAGGAUGCUGACGAGGCGAACGACAUGCUCCGCUUGGCUGCCCAGCAGCAGCAGCAGCAGCAGCAGCAGCAGCAGCAGCAGCAGCAGCAGCAGGAACAGCAGCAACAGGAGCAGCAGCAGCAGCAGCAGGAGCAGGGGCAGCAAGAUCAGCAGGCUUCAGGCGUCGUUGCCUCGGCUGUGGAGGCGCCCUACAGCGCAGGUGCGGCCGAGGCUGAGCCCCGGCUCAGGCACGAGGCGCUGCAGCGCACGUGGCUGCAAUUCGCUGUCGCCGAGAAGGCGCCCUUCUGGGACGUGGUGGCGGCAGAGGAGGGGGAGGAUGAGGAGGAGCUCAGGGCUCAGAUCAGGUACCAUCAAUGA
Monoraphidium neglectum is the source of this 1140-nucleotide messenger RNA. RefSeq lists its product as hypothetical. The transcript is spliced from 7 exons. NCBI's taxonomy places the organism in Eukaryota, Viridiplantae, Chlorophyta, Chlorophyceae, Sphaeropleales, Selenastraceae. The annotation marks the transcript as partial. The record is from RefSeq and is a predicted model, not a curated record. Gene Ontology annotation, molecular function: methyltransferase activity.